AUGCCUAACAUCAUCCUCAUCCUUCGCGGCGUCCAGGCCCUUCUGGCCGUUGUUACUCUGGGGCUGAUCGCAUACUGUAUGUACCUCCCUAGCUACUUUUCUAGAUCAACCACAUAUAACUAUCCAUACGCAAUACUAACUCAUCGAACAUUAGUUAUUAACUGGGUCCGCGAAAGACUUAUAUUCGGAGGCCUCGACAGUGCCAACUUCUUACUUUUCGACAGCAUCUGGACACUCUUUAUCGCCCUACCGUUCAUUGUUUUCUCACCCAAAUUCUUCCCGGCGCUCGCUCACCAGUAUGCGCUUCUCGGUGUUGAGGCAGCCACCGUUCUCUUCUGGUUCUCUGCUUUCAUUUCCCUGGCUGUCGAUACCAGUAAUAUUGGACAGUGUACUGUAUGCAGUGUUGUCAAGGCUGCUAUAGCUUUUGGUGCUUUCGAAUGGUGGGUGAUUUCCCUUUAG
Trichophyton verrucosum HKI 0517 is the source of this 459-nucleotide messenger RNA. RefSeq lists its product as uncharacterized. The transcript has a single exon. The record is from RefSeq and is a predicted model, not a curated record. Gene Ontology annotation, cellular component: membrane. NCBI's taxonomy places the organism in Eukaryota, Fungi, Ascomycota, Eurotiomycetes, Onygenales, Arthrodermataceae. The coding region runs from base 1 to 459 and encodes 152 amino acids.